Molecule: messenger RNA, 987 nt
Organism: Ostertagia ostertagi
Lineage: Eukaryota; Metazoa; Nematoda; Chromadorea; Rhabditida; Trichostrongylidae
Source: the annotation of a GenBank genome assembly
AUGGAGGAUGGCGACUCGUCAACGAAUACUCUACUCGUAUCGUUGCGAGAACGCGAACGCGUCUUCUAUGCCGUCGGCCGACUGCCUGCCAGAUUGCCUCAGGGUGAUGGUGUGAUCAGUUGGGCAUGCCGCGACCGCGAAGCGGCCUGGAUCUGCUCAGCAGCGCGACGACUAGGCCUCGAUGUCGACUCGUUUACACUUGCAGUCGCACUUCUUGACCGGGUCAUCUGCGGCACAAGAGUUCCAACGAAAUAUGUGAACUGUGUGGCAGCUGCAUGUUUAUCGCUAGCGAAGAAGUUGUGCGAAGAUCAUGAAGAAGAUGCAUCUCUGUAUCUACAGAGGCUUCGUUUAUCGUAUAGCGCUAGAGAACUGAAGCGUAUGGAGUUGCGCAUACUAGAUCUCCUCGGUUGGGAUGCACAUCUUCCGUCAUUCGAUCGGUUUUUGGUGGCGCUGUUGAAGUCUAUGGGUGGCGAGUGGUUGGUGUCACCGUUGAGAGCUCAUGUUGAAGCGAUUGUAUGCGACUCAUCUGUGAUGUCACAUUUCGCUCCAUCUACACUUGCUUUAGCCGUAGUGAGUCUUCUAGUAGAGGCGACAAGUAAGCAGUGGAUGCCAGCGAUUCAGACCCAGAUCAAGUUGUGCAAGACCGACCCGUGCGAACUUCUUCGAUGCCGUGAACGUCUAUCUAGUAUCUGGUCACGCACGUUGGUACCAUCACUGUCCCCUUUUGAAUUGUUGUCACCGCCACUUGAACCGCCGACGACUGUAGCGACGACUUCGUGCCGUGGACCGUCGUUGGUUGUAACCGCGAGUCCAGGCGGUAAUACCACCACCACCAGUUCUGCAACUGAGGUGAUCACCUCACCCUGUGCACCGCAACCCACACCGUGUUACAUUCAUCUGCUCGUUUUCAAUGGUGUGCGUAGAUUGCUUGCUGUUAUGCCGUCCGUAAGAUGCCAUGAAAAUGCGAUCUUUGCCAGAUGUGCUUAG